AUGCCCGCCAUCCGCCACUCCUCCAAGCGCAAAGCUCCUCCCCAAGGCUACAGUGACAUCGAAGAUUCCCUUCUAGUCUACAGCAACAAAAUGAAAGAUGCCAUUGCGGCUCCACCAUCUACUGGUCCCCGCCAUCAAGCCACCUGGGAAAUUACACAGAUAAAUCAUCAGCGGAGUAGAUACGUAUGGGAUAUGUAUUCCGAAGAGAAGAUUAGCAAGGCAUUGUAUGAUUGGUGUGUCAAGAAUGGUCAGUGUGAUGCGACGCUCGUGGCAAAGUGGAAGAAAGAAGGAUAUGAGAAGCUCUGCUGUCUGAAGUGCGUUCAAACGAAAGAGACAAACUUCAACUCUACCUGUAUAUGCCGGGUUCCGAAGGCGGAUUUGAAGGAGGACCAGGAGAUUCAGUGCGUUAGUUGCGGAUGUAGAGGUUGUGCUUCGAGCGAUUAG
Molecule: messenger RNA, 444 nt
Organism: Sclerotinia sclerotiorum 1980 UF-70
Lineage: Eukaryota; Fungi; Ascomycota; Leotiomycetes; Helotiales; Sclerotiniaceae
Exons: 2
Coding region: 1-444 (147 amino acids)
Biological process (GO): mRNA splicing, via spliceosome
Cellular component (GO): nucleus; spliceosomal complex
Source: RefSeq, a predicted model, not a curated record